AUGUACAAAGCAUUUAUGUUUGGAACACCAAGCAUCAUUGUUACAAAACCACAAGUAUGCAAGAAAAUCUUGAUGGAUGAUGACAACUUUGAAUUGGGAUGGCCUAAAUCAGUGUUAAAUCUCAUUGGAAAAAAAGCUCUCCAUGGAAUUACAAGCCAAGAACACAAGCGUCUUCGUCGAAUAACAACAUCUCCUAUAAAAGGCAAACAUGCAUUGUCAUUGUACCUUGGUCUAAUUGAAGAAGUUGUGAAGAGUUCAUUUGAAAAAUGGAAUGCCAAUGAAGAAAAACCAAUUGAGUUUCUUAGUGAAAUGAAGAAAUCUACAUUUGAAGUUAUAAUAAGAAUCAUGAUUGGUAGUGAGAUUGAUCCUCAAUGGUUAGAUAUGGUUGAAAAGGUGUAUACUAUUUAUUUGAAAGGUUUUUUGGCUUUGCCUAUCAAUCUCCCUGGAUUUGCUUAUCAUAGGGCAUUCAAGGCUAGGGAAAACCUGGUGAAGAUAUUUCAAUCAGUAAUAGAUGAAAGGAAGGUGAUGAAUAUGAAGGAUGAAUCAAGAUCAAAGGGCAGUAUGGUUGAUUUGAUUAUGGCCAUUGAAGACGACGAAGGAAGGAGAUUAAACGAUGAGGAGAUCAUCGACUUGUUAAUCGUUUACGUGUUUGCAGGUCAUGAAACUACUGCUCAUACUGCAGCAUGGGCAAUUAUGUUCUUAGAACAACAUCCUGAGUUCUUACAAAAAGCAAAGGAGGAACAAGAGGAAAUUGUUAAGAGAAGGCUGCCUGAUUCGGAUAAAAAACUUAGCUACGAUGAGAUUAGACAGAUGAAAUAUCUAACCAAGGUAAUCGAUGAAACUCUACGUUGCUCUAAUGUCACCUUAGCUAUUUAUAGAAACGCGAAAAGGACAAUCAACAUGAAUGGGUACACAAUACCAAAAGGAUGGAAGGUAUUGACUUGGAUAAGGCAAGUUAAUUUGGAUCCUAACAAUCAUGUGAACCCCAAAGAAUUUAAUCCUUCAAGAUGGGAUGAUGAUGAGGCCAAGACAUUUAGCGCGUUUCUUCCCUUUGGAGCAGGACCUCGGUUGUGCCCCGGAGCAGAGUUGGCUAGGCUUGAAGUUUCAGUGUUUCUUCACUACUUUCUUCUCAACUAUAGGCUCGAGCGUCUUAAUCCGAAAACAAGUGUGACAUAUCUACCAAUUCCUAGUCCUACUGAUAAUUGUCUUGCAAGACUCAAAAGGAUCUCAACAUCAUGUCAAUAA
Solanum tuberosum (potato) is the source of this 1245-nucleotide messenger RNA. Its product is annotated as beta-amyrin 11-oxidase-like. The transcript is spliced from 7 exons. Gene Ontology annotation, biological process: brassinosteroid biosynthetic process; brassinosteroid homeostasis; sterol metabolic process. Gene Ontology annotation, cellular component: endoplasmic reticulum. The record is from RefSeq and is a predicted model, not a curated record. The coding region runs from base 1 to 1245 and encodes 414 amino acids. Gene Ontology annotation, molecular function: iron ion binding; heme binding; ent-kaurenoic acid monooxygenase activity. Lineage: Eukaryota; Viridiplantae; Streptophyta; Magnoliopsida; Solanales; Solanaceae.